Messenger RNA from Seminavis robusta, 1314 nucleotides. The record is from the annotation of a GenBank genome assembly. Lineage: Eukaryota; Bacillariophyta; Bacillariophyceae; Naviculales; Naviculaceae.
AUGAAGUUCACAGUCGCUGCCUCCCUUCUUGCCCUUGGCACUGCCUCCGCCUUUGUCCCUCCUCAGGCUUAUGGACGCACCAGUGAUGUUGUCCGAUCUAUGGCCGCCACAGAGACUUCUGUUUACACUUUUGAAAAGAGUGAAGAAAUCUUUGCUGAGGCUCAAACUUUGAUGCCCGGUGGAGUCUCUUCUCCCGUCCGUGCUUUCAAGUCCGUCGGUGGAAACCCUGUUGUCUUUGACAAGGUCAAGGGAGCCUAUGCCUGGGAUGUUGAUGGCAACAAGUACAUUGAUUACGUAGGAACCUGGGGACCCGCCAUUCUUGGACACGCUGAUGAUGAUGUCCUGGAGGCUGUCAAAGCCACAAUGGAAAAGGGAACAUCCUUUGGUGCCCCCUGCCCUUUGGAAAAUGAACUCGCUAAAAUGGUCAUUGAUGCCGUCCCUUCCGUAGAAAUGGUCCGUUUCACAAACUCUGGUACCGAAGCUUGCAUGGGAAUGAUCCGUCUUGUCCGAGCAUACACCGACCGAGAAAAGGUUAUCAAAUUCGAAGGAUGCUACCAUGGACAUGCUGAUUCUUUCCUGGUCCAAGCUGGAUCCGGUGUUGCCACCCUUGGAUUGCCCGAUUCUCCCGGUGUUCCUGCCUCUGCCACCAAGGCCACAUUCUGUGCCGAAUACAACAACUUGGAAAGCGUAAAAGCUAUCUUGGAGGACAACAAGGACGAAAUUGCCGCCAUCAUUUUGGAACCCGUUGUUGGAAACUCUGGUUUCAUCAAACCCGACAAGGCAUUCUUGGAAGGACUGCGAGAAUUGGCCACUGACAAUGGAGCUCUCUUGGUAUUCGACGAAGUCAUGACCGGAUUCCGAGUUGCCUAUGGAGGCGCCCAAGAAUACUUUGGAGUCACACCCGAUGUCACUACCAUGGCUGGAACCCUCAGUGGAAAUCCUUUGGCCAUGACUGCCGGAAUUGAAACCAUGAAGAAACUCAAGAAGGAUGGUGUCUACGAAGAGUUGGAACGCAAGUCCCAAAAACUGGUUGAUGGUAUCUGCGCUGCUGCCAAAGAGCACGGACACGCCAUCUGUGGAGGUACUGCUGGAGGUAUGUUCGGAUGGUAUUUUACCGAGGGACCCGUCAAGAACUUCCAAGAAGCUACCAAGGCUGAUGGAGAGAAAUUUGGCAAGUGGCACCGGAUGAUGUUGGAGCGAGGAGUGUACUUGGCACCUUCCAUGUACGAAGCUGGAUUCAUGUCCUUGUCACACACAGAUGAAGAUAUUGAAAAGACAAUUGCCAUUGCUGAUGAAGUGCUUUCCAAGCUGUAA